This is a messenger RNA of Drosophila virilis, 3196 nucleotides long. RefSeq names its product RAS p21 protein activator vap (gene vap). The record is from RefSeq and is a predicted model, not a curated record. Gene Ontology annotation, molecular function: protein binding. Gene Ontology annotation, biological process: regulation of GTPase activity. NCBI's taxonomy places the organism in Eukaryota, Metazoa, Arthropoda, Insecta, Diptera, Drosophilidae.
CGCGACGCAUCACCGGCACAACAACAACAACAACAACAAGAAUAAUAACAGUAUCAGCAAGAACAAUUAUUUUUGUGAGUUGUUGCACAGCGUCAGAGCCAAAACAAAGCAACAACAAUAGCUCAUACGCACACACACACACACACACAUACGCAUACAAACAAACAUCUGCACAGCUGCUUACGCACACAUAAAUAUACAUGCGCAUAUUGCAUUUGCAUUAUUCAACAUAAUAAACAGCUAACCAAAAAAUACCAAAACACACACAUACACACACACACACACACACACGCACACCACAAGAAAUAACCAAUCAAUGGCAGAUUUAAUGCGUUUGGGUAAUGUGGACGUUGUCAUACAGAAAGAUAAACUUGGCUCGCCAACGGGCGGCUCCGAUGACGGCAACCUAGCGGCAUUGGGCGGUAUAACGGGUCUCGGCGCCAUGAUGGCCGCUGGUGGCAUUGAUUUGGCCGAUCUGGCACAGGAAUUGGAUCAGGACGAAUUCGAUGGGCCGCACAUGUUAAAUGGCGAACGUCCGGCGAUAAUUGCGCCCCCGGAGAGCGAAUGGUAUCACGGCAGACUCGAUCGCUAUUCGGCGGAGGCGCGUCUUCGCGGCAGCGGCAAACUGGGCAGUUAUCUGGUGCGCGAAAGCGAUCGCAAGCCCGGCUCGUAUGUGCUCAGCUAUUAUGGACGCACUGGCAUCAAUCAUUUCCGCAUUACGGCCGUUUGCGGUGACUUUUACAUUGGCGGACGUCAGUUCAUUUCGUUAAGCGAUCUCGUUGGCUAUUACACAUCGUGCAGCGAUCUGCUGAAGCGUGAACGUCUGGUCAUACCCGUUGCCCCGCCGGAGCCGGUCAAUGAUAAGAAGCGUGUGGUGGCCAUUUUGCCGUAUACGAAAAUGCCGGAAACGGAUGAGCUGAGCUUCCAGAAGGGCGACAUAUUCUUUGUGCAUAACGACAUGGGCGAUGGCUGGCUCUGGGUGACGGCGCAUCGCACCGGUGAACAGGGCAUGAUAUUCCGUGAACUAGUCGACGAUCUGGAUGUGUCCAUUGAUCCCAAUACGGUGUUUCCCUGGUUCCAUCCGAAUUGCACCAAGAACGAGGCGGUCGAUAUGCUGGUUAAGGCUGGUCCUGGCAGCUUUCUGGUGCGACCCAGCGACAAUUCGCCCGGCGAUUAUUCGCUCUUCUUUCACAUCAACAAUCAGAUUCAGCGAUUUCGCAUUGAGAAGAAGGGCGUACGCUAUCUGAUGGGCGGCCGGACAUUCGAAUGCCUCGACGCGGUGAUCAAUCGUUAUCGAAAGGAGCAAAUUGUCGAGGGCCAUUCACUGAACCAUCCCGUGGUGAACGGCACACAGCCGGAGUUCAAUCAGCAAUAUGUUGUGGAGAAGGCGGCCGAAAAGAUUUAUGCAACGCUGCGCGAAUGCCGCGAUCAGAUUGGACUCAAGAAGAUCAAGGGCAUCAAGCAUCACGGCCAUCUGAACAAGAAAUCGGACAAGACAACCAAAUGGAAGCAGCUGUACUUUGCGCUCAUCAACGAUGGCACCGAGACCCAGCUCUGCUUCUAUGACAAUCCCAAAAAGACUAAGCCCAAGGGCCUUAUCGAUUUGUCUUGCGCCUAUCUGUAUCAGUGCCAUGAUUCGCUCUGGGAGCGACCCUAUUGCUUUCAAAUCGUGGAACGUGCGCUGCCGUGCCUGGCCACAGUCACCUAUCUGUGCGCGCCCAGCCAGGAGAGCUAUGUGGAGUGGAUAAAUGCGCUGAAGGCGCAAUGCGAUUCCCAGCUGAGUCGUGCCCAAAAGAAGGUGUCGCGUCUGCGUGAGCUGCGUUGCCUCAAUCUGCAUGUGCUGGAGGCGCAUCGAUUGCCCUUCAAGCUGGUGCCGCAUCCCUAUUGCAGUAUUUCGCUCAACCAGGUCAAGGUGGGCAAGACGCGUGUCAAGAUUGCGCCCGAGCCCGUCUGGGAGGAGGAGUUUGUGCUCGACGAUGUGCCGCCGGAUGUUGUAUCCCUAACCAUAACGGUUGUGUCGCGCGGCAAACGCGGCAAGGACUCAGAGGUGGCCGAGCUAACAAUCGAUUUGGCCAGCCUGAAGAACGGCCAGGAGACAGAGGACUGGUACAAGCUGACGGGCAUGACACCGAUGGGCGAAUGGGGCUCGCUGCGUCUGCGCAUGCGCUAUCUGGACGAUCUGAUAAUGCCCUGCGAGGAGUACAGCCCGCUGCAGCAGCUGCUGCUCGAACCGGAGCUGUAUGCGGUCAAGGCGCUCGCCGAGCUCUGUCACAACGAUCGUGUGCCGCUGGCGACGGCGCUGUUGCGCGUCUUUCGGCACGAGAAACGCGAAACGGAAUUGAUACGCAUCCUCUGCCAGGCGGAGGUGGCGCGCGAGAACGAAACGACGACACUGUUUCGCGGCGCCUCGCUGGCGACCACCCUCAUGGAUUUGUAUAUGCGCACCGAGUGCAGCGGCUUUCUGCAGUCGGCGGUCAGUGAGACUGUGCAGCGCAUACUCGAAAGCAAACAGUCGGCGGAGCUGAAUCCAACCAAAAUGGAUGUCAACGAUGAUGCGUGCACAAAUGCUGAAUUCCUGCUGCAGAUACUCGAUCUGGUCACCCAAUCGAUAUUCACAUCGCCGGACGCCUGUCCGCGCAACGUACGCUACAUAUGCAAUUGCCUGCAGAAGGCUGUCGUGGCCAAAUGGCCAACGGAACGCUUGGUGCGGACACGUGUCGUCUCUGGUUUUAUAUUCCUGCGUCUGCUCUGUCCGGCGCUGCUCAAUCCACGCCAGUUUGGCCUGGUCAGCGAGACACCGCCAACGGCGGCCACACGCUCUCUGAUCAUGGUGGCCAAGUGCUUGCAGAAUCUGGCCAAUCUCAUUGAAUUUGGCGGCAAGGAACAAUAUAUGGAGGUGGUCAAUCCGUUUAUACUCAAGAACAAGGAGCGCAUGAUUGUCUUCUUGGAUCAGCUGUCGCUGGUCAGCGAUCCCAAUCCGCCGCUGGGCAUGUUUGUCGAACAGAAUCCCAAUCACAAUGCACAGGAUACGGGCCGUGAGUUAGCCACAUUGCAUCACAUUUGCGUAUCCUAUUUGCCAGAGCUGCAGGAGCUAUCGAAUAUCUUAUCCAUCAAGAAACUGGUCACCGUCACCGAUAUGCUGACCAAGCACAAAUUAAAAUACCGCGAAAUGAUCAGCUAAGAUGAACAAACGACA